AAAGUAGAGUUUUAUUUGCAAUUAAACAAAAUGUUAGGAUUUUAUAUGCAAUUAACCCAAAAUAAUAUUCCUCACCCAAAAAUCCCAAAUCCCGCUCCCAUGGCCCAAGUCCCAACCAAACCCAAAAUUUCCAAACCCAAAUAGCAACGCCAAACUGAGAGACCGGAGUGACGAUUGAAUUUUUGAUUCCACUGAUUCAUAAAUUUCACACCUCAGUUCUCAAUUCGCGACUGUUCACUGAUCAUCUCGCGCGCGAUUGUUCAUUCACAAAGCCGAGCUCGAAGGUAGGGGUCGUGGGGCUGGUACUGGUAGUCGCAAUUCGUCAACUGGAGCCGCGAUUACCCUUUCGCUUCUGUCACUCAUCGGAGUCUCUUUUGUCAGUCGAGUCGGCUGAUUUGUAAUGGGCUUGGCGCCCACUGGGCUGCAGUAAGUGUUGGAGGCCCACUGCACUCAUUCUUGCUACGUCAGUUUUUUUGGUUCUACAAUGCCGUGGAUAGCAUUAAUCUUAUCAGUGCUGGUGAUCUGGUUUGCUUCUCUCUGUAAAAUCCUCCAUGGAUCUUCAUCUGCCAUGAAAGCGGCAUUCUUAACUGAAGGGAGCUGUCGAAGGAGAAAUGUGUUGCUGGUUAUUGCCCAUCCAGAUGAUGAGUCCAUGUUCUUUGCUCCUGUUAUUAACUACCUGAUUCAAAGAGGGCAUAAUCUGCACAUUUUGUGCAUAUCAACAGGCAAUGCAGAUGGCAUGGGUAGUACUAGAAAAGAAGAGCUUUACCUUGCUUCUGCUGUUCUCAAGAUUCCAGCACAACAAGUAAACAUUCUGGACCAUCCAGAUUUGCAGGAUGGCUUUGGCAAAGCGUGGGACUGGGAUUUACUAGCAAGCGUGAUUGAUAAUGAAGCACGUACCUAUUCCAUUGACUUGAUCAUUACUUUUGAUGAUUAUGGUAUCUCGGGACAUUGCAACCACCGUGACGUACAUCACGGAGUAAGAAAGGUAAUGGGUGAUAGUUCAGGCAGAAAUCUUGAAGCAUGGGAGCUUGUAAGCACCAACAUAAUACGCAAAUACAUUGGACCAGUAGAUAUUUGGCUAUCCAUCUUAUUUUCCAGAUGCCAAGUAAACGGACAAUCACAUUGCUUGGUGAACUCAGAUCCUCGAAAAAGUUAUGGUGCAAUGGCUCAGCAUUCUAGCCAAUGGGGAUUGACAUUUCAGUAUAGGACUGAGUGCCGUGUUCUUUUGUCGCAACUCGACUGUUGGUGCUGCCUUGCUGCUUGGGUUCUUUGAAACAGGCUGAGCUUGUUUGUUUACGCAGUUCAAAUGUGAUGGGGUGAUGAAUUUUUAAUUAAAACAUAUAUUUUUCAUACGUAUUUACGGGAGUGUUUGUGCACGUAUUGUAAUUUUUAGUUCCAUUUUUUCAUUAUCCACAACUUGAUUUUUAAAAUUGAAGAGUCUGACUUCUGGUUCUGGAUCAAUGUAUGAGCAGCAGCCAGUAGAAAAUAAAUUCCACGACUCUAUGAGGUAGUAGAAUAUGGUUGAGUUCUGCUGUUGCUGGCCAUUGCAUAGUUAUUUCAAUUGAGUACUCCUCUGGAAUAGAUUAAAGCUUGAAC
Molecule: messenger RNA, 1596 nt
Organism: Striga asiatica
Lineage: Eukaryota; Viridiplantae; Streptophyta; Magnoliopsida; Lamiales; Orobanchaceae
Source: the annotation of a GenBank genome assembly